AUGCUUACAGAAGCACUUGUCAGAUCAUUGGUUUAGUUGAUAUUUGUCUCAAUAGGCCGUAUAUUAUCAUAUUUAUUCUCGAGUGCCUUCUGAUGGCCAGUGGAUAUAAAUUCACCGUGGCGAGCAGAUUUUAGCUCAUUCUCAGUCUUACCCCAUUCGUGUCGAUUAUGCUGGCUCGCUCACGCAGCUAUCUGCAGCUUCCGUUCUAGAUGGAAAACUGUACCAUUUCAAACGUCGAACUCCAACACACUUAGAUGUUCGACACUUGCACGGUAUGACUUCGACCCGAGAAGGCUCUCGGUUAGGGUGUUUACCUCCCACUCCGAGUUAUGAAUCAUCCACUGGAGGAGGAAGUUUUCCUCGUGACUCGGAGUUGUAUCGCAAGUUGAAUGUCCACUCGUGGCCGAGAUCAAAGCAUUGCUGGUGUCGGGAAUGGUGAGGGGCAACCCGGAGGAAACAUUGCUGCUUCCUUAGAUGGAUCAUUGUGUAUCUUUUCUCCCGGUUGUCUUCACUAUUUUUGACACGGUUAGUGAUGAAGGUGGCUAAGAGCUCAUGAUCCUGUAAUUGAUCCAUGAUAUCAAUUUUUACGCAAAGGUCGGAUCCUGGCGUUGGAUGCACGAGUGGUAAUAAGACGACCAUGCGAUUUGAACUUUGCAUGCGAGGAGAGCUAAAAUUUAAAGGUAAGGUCCAGUUCUUGAGACUUCACUGAUCUCUCGUUAUCAUCUGGAAAUCGUUUGCUGAAAGUCUGAUGACGCCCAAGCAUCAUCUGCGUCACACCUGUAUGUUUUUAAGUCUUCUUCUCGAGACUGAAAUCGAGUAGCCUCACCCAUGAAGAUCGAUUUAUUUGACUCUUGAAUUUGUCCGUCUCCAAGUUAAAGCUCUCGCAAGAGCAUCGUGAAGGCUGUAAAAGAGAUUUGCUUGUCCGAGAUAAAACAUCCGUUUGUUCGAGAAAACAUUAUACAUUUCAGGCAUCUGAAUUCAUGACUAUCCAGUUUACAUGCACUGCAGGUGGGAAGUUCAUUUAACACUUUCAUUAACUCUUAUCAGACAGGUGGAGAUUUAAUUUAAAGUGCUUCUCCACUCUGCACAAACUGCUCCAACAAAAUGGAUCGCAUGUUUAUGUCAGAUCGCUCUCGCAAUAGUUUAAUGAGAUGAAAUCCUCGAAUAAGAUAUCUUAAGUACAGACUUAUCCAGACCAGCCUCUGAUCUACACGGGUAUGAUCUUGAGUUUGAGGAGGUCUGCAUAAAUCCUGCAUUGUAACCUCUAACAGACAUGCAGUUCCAUAAAAUGAUAUCUCGUUCAGCCAUGGAGGCAGGACUCGCUAGCUCCAGUACAGUUCCAGAGGAUGAUCAGUAAAGUGGAGGCGUAAAACCUGCACGGAGUAUGCCCGAUUCGAGAAUGGAUCUCGUAGUGUGUAGGCAGAUUGGGCCCGGGUAUUGUAGAUAAUGUCUCAUUCCUGGAUAGACUGAAUGAUUGAAGCAGUUGUACUGCGAAUAUACUUACUACUAGGAAACAGGAGUGAUUACUCUCAGGUGCUUGUGCCGAUCUGCAUACAAGCUCAGAUCUGCAGUAGUUAACUUGCUUGACUGCUUGCUUGAGCAUUCAUCCACCAAAGAAAGGGCAGUAGUAGUUCUUGGCAAACGAUGGGAACACGGGAAUUAUUGGAUAAUCUGCCUUCUCGCUGUCUGUCACUUCAUCUUCACUCAAAUUGCUCCAUGCCCCUGGCCAGUCUUCAAAGAUAGCUCGUCUAACUCCUCCUCGUAGGCCGAGGAGUUUUGGAGACCCGAAGCAGAAAAAACAGAUUUUCAGAACAUCCAACUUUAAAGCUCAGCUCACCUGAUUGACUUGGCAAAUGAGUUCCAUCGACCUACUUAUUGUUCAUUUCCGCGGUGUGAACUCCCGGCGACCAUGACCACGACUCUGUUACAGUACACUUUCUGACCAAGUUAGACGAGCGAUCUUAGUUAACAGGAUCGAACAGAAGAAGAAACUUGUCCUAGAGAAGCAAAUCGGCACAUGUCGAGCACCGCCUUUGGCCUCUACAGCCGUGAGCUGAAUGUGCACAAUUCUUUUCCCAGACAUACUCUGAGAAUCGUAUUUAAUGUGGUAGGCUCUAUUUUUGGAAUCCAG
This is a messenger RNA of Marchantia polymorpha subsp. ruderalis, 2131 nucleotides long. NCBI's taxonomy places the organism in Eukaryota, Viridiplantae, Streptophyta, Marchantiopsida, Marchantiales, Marchantiaceae. The record is from the annotation of a GenBank genome assembly.